CGCGGGCUCGGCCGCUCGGCGCUCACUCGGACUCUCGGCGCUCGCUCGCUCGGGUCUGCGUGGCCGGCGGCAUGGAGGGAGCCGCGGCCGGCGAGGUGUCGCUGCACAACUUCAGCGCGCGGCUGUGGGAGCAGCUCGUGCACUUCCACGUCAUGCGGCUGACCGACUCGCUCUUCCUGUGGGUGGGCGCCGCGCCGCACUUGCGCAACCUCGCAGUGGCCAUGUGCAGCCGCUACGACUCCAUCCCCGUGUCUACCUCCCUGCUCGGAGACGCUUCCGACACGAGUUCCACCGGCCUUGCCCAGCGCCUAGCCAGGAAGACCAACAAACAGGUGUUUGUGAGCUAUAACCUUCAGAACACAGACAGUAACUUCGCGCUGCUCGUGGAGAACAGGCUCAAGGAGGAAAUGGAGGCCUUCCCGGAGAAGUUCUAGCGGAACAGCGCAGCUCAUGUAUGGUACUCCGUAAUAAACGGACUGGCUUUCAUUGUGUCAUCAGCUUGCUCACUCUUGGUUGGCUAAGGCCGAUCCUGCCAGGUUUCCCGUGUCAUCAGUGUGGCCUGAGGCUCCUGAUUCAGCUUGGGAAGAGGAAGGACAGGAGGGGUGCUAACUACUUCCUCAUUUGCUCCGGGAAAGGAAAAGGAGUGAAAGUGGGGGUUGCUUGGGCUUGAGGGGUUAGUCUGACCCAAGAAUUCACACUCGUCAGGACCCAGUUAGGGCAUUCCCAACAAGACUUAGUGUAAACGUG
Ochotona curzoniae (black-lipped pika) is the source of this 747-nucleotide messenger RNA. It is a transcript of the gene PSMG4, whose product is annotated as proteasome assembly chaperone 4. The coding region runs from base 72 to 434 and encodes 120 amino acids. Gene Ontology annotation, biological process: proteasome assembly. The transcript is spliced from 3 exons. The record is from RefSeq and is a predicted model, not a curated record. NCBI's taxonomy places the organism in Eukaryota, Metazoa, Chordata, Mammalia, Lagomorpha, Ochotonidae.